ACACAUCCGAGACUCGUAACUAAACUCUGCACAGUUUCCCCCCGCCCCCCCCUCCUCACUGCGAGCUGCUGCGCGCAUCGCCUCCGCGCCACGGGAUGGCUCGUUCUCUGGUCCCAACUCUUCGGUCAGAAGUCGAGUAGUUGUUGUCGUUGGGACAGUGGACCGACGCUGCAGGUCGUUGGCCCCGGGAGGACUUAUGUGUUUGUGUUUCGGACGCACGGCGGUGGGACAUCCGGAAUGGGGGCUCCGUAGCCAGGGGACGAAGGUCGCUGGUGUGGUGUACGGCGUGCGGGCGCACCGACGCUUCGCGCGCCCUCGACCUACUGCGCAUGAGAUGGACUUGAGGAAGACUAAAUAUGGAAGGUUCAUGAACUGCAGGGUGCCAGCCAGUAAGAGAUACCAGCCCACCGACUAUGAACAUGCUGCAAACUGUGCCACACAUGGGUUGUGGAUCCUCCCCAGUCUGGUGGGCGGGUCGGUGCUCUACUUCUUGUCCGUGGACCAGUGGCAUCGUGUGGCUGCCUGGCUCUAUGGGAGCGGGCUCACCGGCCUGUUCAUCACCUCAACACUCUUUCACACUGCGGCAUGGAAAAUUAGCCACCUCCGAAAUGUGGAGCAGCGUUUCCACAUGUGUGACAGGAUCGCCAUCUACUUCUUCAUCGCUGCCUCCUAUUCGCCCUGGCUGAUGCUGAGGGAGCUGGGGCCGUGGACGUGCCAUAUGCGCUGGUUGAUCUGGGUCAUGGCCUGUGUGGGAUCCAUGUAUGUCUUCUUUUUCCACGAGAGGUACAAGCUGCUGGAGUUGAUGGGAUAUGUGGCCAUGGGGGCUGUUCCUGCUCUGGUCAUCCUGUCCAUGGUGGAGCGUUCAGGUGUGCGUGAACUGGCGGCGGGAGGCGUCUUCUAUGUGGUGGGGGUGGUCUUCUUCAAGAGCGACGGCCUCGUCCCGUUCGCCCACGCCAUCUGGCAUCUCUUUGUCGCGGCCGGAGCGGGCAUUCACUAUUACGCCAUCUGGAGGUACCUGUACUUACCUGGGCCGCCGCUGCAGACGGCGAGGUGACCUGAGUCACCAAGUGACACCAUCAACUCAAGUGUAUUAUAGUCAGUAGAUCACAGUCAUUUUGACAACAGUUAACCUGUUGCUUCGAGGGGACGCGUGUAGAAAUGGUGCCGGGAUGAUCUGACCAGCAGCACCGACAGAGUCUCUCUCUCCGGGUGGGACCAAAACCCUUCACUGACCAAUUAUUGCGUAAUUACACCAAACUCGUGAUGACUGAUAGGGUAUGUUGUGCUGUACAGUGGGAUAAGCGUUCUAAUCCACCUAGUGUGACUUGUCACAAGAAACGCCAAUCUAUAGAAGGAGAAAAUGCGUGGAAUUCAACUGAGUUAACAGUACUGUUCUGACGUUGUACGUGAUGGGGACACACAAUAUGUGCCGGAAGGUUUCGACGAUCAUUGUUCAGUUGAAGGAGUAUACUGUAGUUGGGCAUUCAGUGGAAUAUGUCUUCUCAUGUUCAAAUUGGUACGAUUCUCCUCGAGAGAGAGUUAGCCUGGCACUCUUUAAAAAAGAUGACAAAAUGCAAUCUGUACUGAAAAUGAGAUAUGAAAGUGUUUUUUCUAACCAUUUCUUAGCUGGCAGCGGCGACCUCCUGGAGUCUCGUCAGCCAGCCAAUGGAAACUGCCCGCUGUGCUAAGCUAAAAGGCUUCUAGCUUUGUAUUUACUGUAUCCACACACACACAUAGACCGUGCACAAGUAUGGUAUCAAUCUUCUCAUCUGACUCUUUACAAGAACGUGUAUUUGCCCUUCUGUCAUCCAACCAAAAGUGACGUGCCAAAUUGAAGUGGAAUUCAGUGUCACAGUUGCACGGAAUUCAUUUCACUUUCCACCAUUUUUGCACAUCUACAAAAUAUGAAAACACAGUCAGCCAACAUAAAACUUCCGUCAACGCUUACCGUAACAGUUUUAGGCUGAUACAUUGCUCCUCAGAGCAUUUGGACCUAAAAACUCUCACUGUGCAACAUCUUUUUGCUGCCUCUGGUCAUUAUAAGGUUAUCAUAGGACUAGGACGAGGUCAAUUGAUUUGGCCUCUGAAUUGGGAUUCUGUUUGUGAGUUAUAUUUAUCGUGAAUCGCACAAAAUUGACUCUUGUGGUUUACUGUAAUGUGAUCGGAGAGAUGAAAAGUCGAAUCUGAGAUCAUAGUUCUAAUUUACACAGACGACUGUAUUCUUGGCCAAAUGUUAAAUUGACAAAACUGUGCACAUUAGCUAAUUGUUCAGAGGACUAUGAUAAGCAAGUUUUUUGUGUUUUUGAUGCACUCUGAUUAUUGAGCACUUUUCUAUCAACAGCAGGGGCGAUUGAAGAAGAAUUUCUUGAAAUCCCCUUAAAAUGAAUGAACACAUAGGGUUUAAAUAUAGGUAGAAUUUAUAUGCAAAUUUUUACUAUUUUUAUACUUCUCCUGCACAGUUUAGGUCACACUUUCAGGUCUUCCCUUACCUCUAGUAGUUAAAGAAAUUCUGUUGUUUUAACAGGUUACUUACUCAGGAAGUGAGCAUUUCUUUUUUUCUCUUUUUAAAAUCAGAUCUAUUUUGUAAAAUUGUAUGUCUAUGAAAUCACUGUAUUAAAUAAAGAGCCACUAUAUUACACA
This is a messenger RNA of Scophthalmus maximus (turbot), 2640 nucleotides long. RefSeq names its product monocyte to macrophage differentiation-associated 2a (gene mmd2a). NCBI's taxonomy places the organism in Eukaryota, Metazoa, Chordata, Actinopteri, Pleuronectiformes, Scophthalmidae. Gene Ontology annotation, molecular function: pore-forming activity. Gene Ontology annotation, cellular component: membrane. The coding region runs from base 197 to 1054 and encodes 285 amino acids. The transcript has 7 exons. The record is from RefSeq and is a predicted model, not a curated record.